Oncorhynchus masou masou (cherry salmon) is the source of this 1516-nucleotide messenger RNA. RefSeq names its product CD83 antigen-like. Lineage: Eukaryota; Metazoa; Chordata; Actinopteri; Salmoniformes; Salmonidae. Bases 111 to 764 code for a protein of 217 amino acids. The transcript has 5 exons. The record is from RefSeq and is a predicted model, not a curated record.
ACGAAACACUCUACGGGAAUCCCCUUAGUUUCACUUCCAUUUUAGCUUACUAUAUAAAAUGAUUAACUUCUUUUCUGGAUCAUCAUCUUCAUUGCUGUAGUUCUACAAAUAUGUUUUUUCAACUCGUCUGCAUUCUAGCUGCCUACUUGCAAGGUGGGCUUACACAGGAUAAGCCUACACAAGAGGUGAAGUCAGUUUGUGGAGAGGACUCAAUUCUGAAAUGUAAAGCAAUAUGUAAGCCUGGGGUCCAGUACCGGGCGGUGAGGUGGUACAAGCUGGGUGAGAAGCCCUAUAAUAAGGAGUCUGGUCUAUUGAUGAAGAGGCUAUCACCUAACAGCACCACCCUACGGUACGCAGGUUUGGAGCGUGAAGUGGAACUUUUGGCUGACGAUUCUUUCGAUAUCUUCCUGCCCAAUGUAACGGCUGUUGAUAGUGGGAGGUACAAGUGUCUCCUGGCAGCACCUGUAGGAGAGCAGAACCAGGAGGGGCAGGUUCACCUCAGAGUGACAGGUUGCCUUGAGUCCACAUACCAAUCAGAAGAAAUGGAUACCAUUCUAGUUCUUUCCAUUGUGGGGAUUGUUGCGGCAUUGCUGAUAUUCACCAUCAGCUAUGUCAUCCUAAGGAAUAUGUUAUUGCAAAGGAGUAAGAAGUAUCCACAAGAACCACUUCUAGAUGCACCCCUUGAGAAAAAAGAUUUAAAGUUGAUCUACACUCUGGGGCCAAACUGGUCAGGACAGGGUUCCAUAAAACAUGUCUGUGUGUGAGACCCUGUUCUGCUAGUUUGGACUCAUUGUAUACUUGAAUGUGAAGAGGAAACACAGAGAAAGACUAGAGCCCAUUUGAAGCUGAGCAAGGAGCCUAAGAGUCAUGUCUACUUUCCAGAGAGUUCAUGUCUAGAGCAGAGGGAGGCAGACAAACCUCUGGACGAUCCUGUAGAACUAAGUUGUGUAGGCAUGACUGCAGCAUUCAAGAGCCUGUGAUGCGCAAGGAGCAGGGCCUGGUGAAGGGACCCCACGAUCUAAGCCCCAAGAUCAAACCCCAACAAGGAGCUUCAGGAAAGGGAGAAUAAAUAAUUAAUGAUAUGGCGUGUGGGGUUCUGAGAAUAUGAAAUAUACUUAUUCAUAUCACUGAGGGAGAGAGGGUAAUGAAUAAUGUUUACAUUAUAUCAGGGAUCCUAUGGUUAUCUGUAGGAGGAAUGUAUAUAGUGUGUGCAAUUAAGCUUGGAAUGUGCUGAGUAUAGGGAAGCGAUCACAUAUGGCAGGCAUUGAUAAGGGGAGAGAGCCAUGGAUUAGUGAUGAAGGGGGUCGAGGUCAGGUCAGGUCACGUUAAGUGACAAAGAAAGGUUUAUGGCCAUAUUACUUAGUUUCCUUUCCUGCCUAGCAGUAAAGAUACAAUUAGAUGGGUAGGAAGAGACUCAGCCUAAGAGAAAGGGUUAAAUAUCAGUGCUUGUGUGAAAAUCUUUUUGUCUAAUGCAGCUGUAUUGAUCCUCUGGGAAGAAUAAACUUGGUAAAGCUUU